Molecule: messenger RNA, 1023 nt
Organism: Trypanosoma brucei brucei TREU927
Lineage: Eukaryota; Euglenozoa; Kinetoplastea; Trypanosomatida; Trypanosomatidae
Product: lipophosphoglycan biosynthetic protein 2, putative
Exons: 1
Coding region: 1-1023 (340 amino acids)
Cellular component (GO): Golgi apparatus
Molecular function (GO): GDP-mannose transmembrane transporter activity; antiporter activity
Source: RefSeq, a predicted model, not a curated record
AUGACGGCGCGUGACGGGGCCGUUGAGGUCAUGGCAUCAAUUGUAGUUUACAGCAUUUUUAGUACUGUCAUGACUAUUACUAACAAGUUACUUGUUGCUAACUACGCUCUAAACUACCCUAUGGGUAUUAUUUUCGUGGAGAGUGGCACCGCUCUGCUCUUUGCAGUUAUGGGGAAAAUGAUGGGAUGGGUUUAUUAUCCGAACUUCUGCUCGAGAGUGGCAAGGAAGUGGCUCCCCCUUACACUCUUCUUCGUUGCAAUGUUGUGGUCAUCUAUUAAAAGUCUUGAAACCAUGUCGGUGGCGAUGCACACAAUCAUGAAGAACAUUGCAGUCGUGCUCACCGCCAUUGGUGACUCACAGCUGUACGGCACGCGUGUGACGCCCGUAAUGUACUUGGCUUUUUUCUUUAUGUCAGCCGGAAGUUAUCUUUGCGCAAUGGGAGACCAAUGGGUGACAACAUGGGGAAUGAUUUGGACGACUCUCAACAUAAUGGCGACUGUGGGGUACACGUUGUACAUGAAGCGGCUGCUGGGAGAUGUGAGCAAAACAAUCGGCCGUUAUGGGCCUGUGUUUUACAAUAACUUACUUUCAAUGCUUGUUGCGUUUGUGAUUGCGCUCCCUUCCAUGGGGAGCAUGAUUCACACCAUUCGCAGCAUCUCCCUUCCACCUCUUUUAGCUCUUACCGUGGCGGGAACAGGGCCUCUACUAACAUUCGCCACCUUUUGGUGUAUGGAGCAAACAACACCCACCACCUUCAGUGUUGUUGGGGUGGUAAACAAGGUACCCAUGUCAGUUGCCGGGAUGGUUGUGUUUAACCAGUUUCCAACGAAAACGGGUUACGUGGGAAUAACUCUCGGCCUCGUCGGUGGCGUGAUUUACGGUUGUGCGAGUCGGGAGAGGGAUAGUGGCAGGGUGGGGCCUCUCCUGCACGUCGCCGGGUUUAGCGUGUGGGGAAGGAAUACCCCUCUUCUGACAUCUUCUGGGAAAUAUGAGGGGAGGUCAAGGUCGGAAGAAACUAUUUAA